AGGGCACGGCACUCCCGCACACGCACUGAACCCCGCAUCCCCGCGGCCGCCUUGGCCUCCACCCCCGCCACCCGCGCACCCGCGCACCUGCUCGCUCGCGACGGGGCGGGCGGAGCGUCGUGCUGGUAACUGGGGAGCCGCGGGGCGGCGCGGACUGGAGCAGCGCGGAGAAACGCAGCGGGCGGAGGUGCUGGAGUUGCUUGCAAGGACAGUACUGCUGCCAGACCCUGUGAGUUCUUGUGUGGGCCAGAGGUAGCUGUAACUUGUCCAGGCUGGUUGUGCUGAGGCUGAAUGCUGGAAGGGGGCACUUGGAGGUUGGCACCUCACCAAGGCUGGUGGCUUGGAUCUGUCUGUGGAGGGUGACUUGCUGCAAAGAGAUCAUGGCCUCAUCCCGGCUCGUGGCAAGAUCUAGGGACAUUGCUAAUGUCAUGCAACGGCUUCAAGAUGAGCAAGAGUUGGUACAAAAGAGGACUUUUACAAAAUGGAUCAAUACUCAUCUGGCUAAGCGCAAUCCUCCCAUGAUGGUCAGUGAUCUGUUUGAAGACAUCAAGGAUGGAAUAAUGCUGAUAGCCCUUUUGGAGGUUCUUUCAGGGCAGAAGCUGCCUUGUGAGCAAGGACGUCAUCUGAAGAGAAUUCACUGGGUUGCCAACAUUGGCACAGCACUUAAGUUUCUAGAAGGAAGACGGAUAAAGCUUGUCAACAUAAACUCAACUGAUAUUGCUGAUGGUCGGCCUUCUAUUGUGCUUGGUUUGGUGUGGACCAUAAUUUUAUAUUUUCAGAUUGAAGAGCUCACCAGCAAUCUUCCACAGCUGCAGUCAUUGUCUAGCAGCGCGUCCUCUGUAGAGAGUGUUGUCAGUUCAGAAACUGCAAGUCCCCCAAGCAAACGGAAGGUGGUAACCAAGGUCCAAGGAAGUGCCAGGAAGGCUUUGUUAAAAUGGAUCCAGUAUACAGCAGCAAGGCAAGCUGGAAUUGAAAUCAAAGACUUCGGACAAAGUUGGAGGAGUGGUGUUGCAUUUCAUUCCAUUAUUCAUGCUAUCCGUCCAGAUUUAGUAGACAUGGAGAAAGUAAAAGGAAGAUCAAACAGGGAAAACCUGGAAGAAGCCUUCACACUUGCAGAAACAGAGCUAGGGAUUCCGAGGCUCCUUGAUCCAGAGGAUGUGAAUGUUGACAAGCCAGAUGAAAAGUCUAUCAUGACCUACGUAGCCCAGUUUUUGAAGUACUAUCCUGAUCCUCAUCAUACAAUGGCUGAUGUGCAGGAGAAUGAUGAACUUCAAUCAAUCCCAACUUUUGUCACUUCUUUUAUGAAAUUUAAGAAGGAAGACAAGUUGAUGCUGAGAGACCUAAGAGUGUGGGCAGAACAGUUUGAAAGAGAUUUAACACGGGCACAGGUGGCAGAAACAAGCUUACAGGAGAAAUAUCAGUCAUUUAAGCAUUUCAGAAUCCAGUAUGAGAUGAAAAGGAAACCUAUUGAACUUGUAACUCAGUCCUUAAGGAAAGAUGGUAAAUUAUCACUUGAUCAAGCUAUAGUGAAGCAAGCGUGGGACAGAGUCUCUUCCAGGCUGUUUGACUGGCACAUACACCUUGAUAAAUCUCUUCCUGCACCUUUGGGUACCAUAGGUGCUUGGCUCUAUAGAGCAGAGGCUGCUCUAAGAGAAGAAGUAAGCAUUCAGCAAGCUCAUGAGGAGACAGCAAAUAUUAUACACCGGAAGCUUGAACAACUUAAGGAUCUAUUGAAAAACAUAGAAGGUCACAAAAAGACGUUCCAUGAGAUCCACGGGGCAAGGUCUGUUAAUGGAGUGCCUGUUCCAUCUGACCAAUUAGAGGAUAUGGCAGAGAGGUUUAAUUUUGUUGUCUCUUCAUCUGAGCUCCAUCUGUUGAAAAUGGAGUUCCUGGAACUGAAGUACCGUCUACUGUCACUCUUAGUCCUUGCAGAAUCAAAGUUAAAAUCAUGGAUUAUUAAAUAUGGAAGAAGAGACUCAGUAGAACUACUUCUGCAAAAUUACAUAUCUGUUAUUGAAAACAGUAAGUUCUUUGAGCAAUACGAGGUUACAUACCAGAUCUUGAAAAGAGCAGCUGAAAUGUAUGCCAAAGCAAAUGGCUCAGUGGAAGAAGUUGAGAGUGUGAUGAAAUUCAUGAGUGAAACAACAGCACAGUGGAGGAACCUCUCGGUAGAGGUGAGAAGUGUAAGAAGUAUGUUGGAAGAAGUAAUUGCUAACUGGGACAGAUACAGCAGCACUGUGGCAGGUCUGCAAGCCUGGUUGGAGGAUGCUGAAAAAAUGCUUAAUCAGACUGAACAGUCUAAAAAGGAUUUCUUCAGGCACUUACCCCAUUGGAUCCAACAGCACACAGCCAUGAAUGAUGCUGGUAAUUUUCUGAUUGAAACAUGUGAUGAGACCAUUUCCAGAGACCUUAAGCAGCAACUUUUGUUACUAAAUGGAAGAUGGAGAGAAUUGUUUAUGCAAGUGAAGCAAUAUGCUCGGGCAGAUGAAUUGGACAAGAUGCAGAAAGAAUACCUGGACGGUGUGGCGAAUUUGACAGCUUUUGUUGAUGAAAGUAAUAGAAAAUUUUCAGCACCCGUAGAAGUGUCCUUCUUAGAUGUGAAGAUGUUUGUACAAGAUCUAGAAAAUAUUAAGCAGAAAUUACCUGCCAUGGAAGCUCAGUACAAAAUGGUUGCAAGAACAGCACAACUGGUUAUGAAAGAAGUUUCCCAAGAAGAAAUAAAUGAAAUGCUUGCAACUUUGACAAAGAUGAAAGAGCAGCUAAGCAAGGUCAAGGAGAAUUCCUGUGCCCUACUGUAUGAAUGUCAGCAUCUGCUGUCCCCACUUGAAGAACAGGAGAAACAAAUCACGAAUUUCUAUGAAUCUCUUGAAAAGGUCAAUGAAAUAAUUUCUAUCUUGGAUCCUGAAGCACAGCCUACAACUGUUCUGAAGCAAAAAGCUCAAGAUUUGGUAGCUUAUCAAGAAAACUGCAAGAAAGCUUUGUCCCUCAUUGAGAGAAAUAGUCAGAAUAUUCUGCAGUGUGUGGCUUCUAGUGAAGUGGUAAAGCAUUUCCAUCACUCAACAUUUCAGAAGAAAGUUACACAAGUUCAGAUUACUUUUCAGAAUAUGGUCAGGAAAGCUGGUGACUGGAGGAAAAACAUAGAAGUAAAUAGUCGUUUGAUGAAGAAAUUUGAGGAGUCUAGAGCAGAACUGGAGAAAGUAAUACAGAUUGCCAAUUGUUGCUUAAAAGAAAAAGGAAAUCCUGAAGAGCUUCUCAGAAAGCAUAGCGAAUUUUUUAACCAGUUGGACCAGAGAGUCCUAAAUGCCUUCCUGAAAGCUUGUGAUGAACUUACUGACAUCCUUCCUGAACAAGAGCAACACAGCCUGCAGGAAGCUGUGAGGAAACUCCAUAGGCAGUGGAAGGAUCUUCAAAUGGAAGCCCCGUAUCAUCUAAUCCAUUUGAAGAUUGAAGUGCAGAAAAGCAAGCUCCUGGUCACAGUGGAGGAGUGCAAGGCUGAACUAGCUCGACAGAAUAAGGUGCUCACCAGAGAAGGCAAAGAAAGGAUGAUUGAAGAGCACAAGUUGUUCUUUGGUGACAAGGGAUCUUACCAUCUCUGUGAGAAAAGAUUACAACGGAUUGAAGAACUGUGCCAUAAACUUCCAGUUUCUGAUCCAGUGAGGGCUACAUUGGAAAGUAGCCAACGAAUCCUGAAGGAGCUCAAAUCUCAGAUAGACAGUACAUACACAAAACUAACAGAGCAUUCAGACAUCUGGAAGAGCUAUACAAACAGAUUUUCUGAAUUGGCAAAUUGGAUUUCAUCUACAGAAAGAGAGCUAAAGAGGAUAAAGGAAAGUGUCAAUGAUACUGCUAAAUAUGAGCAAUUUAAAUCAUCUGUUGGGGAAAUCAGGCAGCAUAUUAACAAGGAGAGAGAAAAUCACAGCUGGCUGAAAUCUAGACUUGCAGUUGUUACUAAAAUAUGUACCGAUGUGGAGGCCAAGAAAACAGAAGAUGAGCUUUGUAAACUUUCCAGUGACUUCAAAGGACUUCUAGAUUUGCUGACUGAGAUUGAAAGGACAUUAGGUACUGUUGGAGAUUGUGUCCAGUAUAAAGAAGAGGUUAAAAGUGCAAUCGAAGAGUUAAUCAACAACUCAAAGGAAGCCCAAGCAGAAGCUGAAAAGAUCCUGGAUACGGAAAGUUUAUUGCAAGCUCAGCAACUACUGUUUCAUCAUCAGCAAAGAACAAGGAGACUCCGUGCAAAGAGACAAGGUGUGCAACAGCAGAUUUUCCAGGCUAAACAGUUGCAGAUUGAAGGUGGACUGCCAAGUGCAAUGCAGGAAGAUUUACUAAAGCUAGAAGGAACACUGGAGAACAUGCAGCAGACUAUGGAGAAACGUGAAGAGCAAUUGCAAGUCACAAUAAAUAAAUGGGAGCAGUUUGAAAGAGACAAAGAAACAGUAGUAAAGUAUCUAAAUCAAGCAAGCUGUGCGCUUGAACGUAUCUUAAACUUUAGCAGUUUAGAGAGCCUCUCCUCAGAGCUGGAUCAGACAAAGGAACUUUCUAAACACAGUGAAGCCAUGGCAGUACAAGCUGAAAACUUGGUGAAGAAUUCUUCUGAGAUACAGCUUGGUUCAAAGAGAAAACAAGCCCUGCAGCAGCAGGCAAAAUCUAUCCAAGAACAAGUAAAAAAAGUGGAUGUUACUCUAGAAGAAGAUCUUAAAAGAAUGGAAAUGAUGAAAAACAAGUGGGAUCAUUUUGGCAAAAAUUUUGAAGCUCUGUCCACCUGGAUAGCUGAAAAAGAAAAAGAACUGGAAACUUUGGAAACACUCUCAUCUCCUUUGGACACACAGAUCAGCCAAAUCAAGGUUAUUAAUACAGAAAUAGAUGGUAAAAUAAAUGGAAUCUCAAAACUAGAAGAAGAAGCCAAAUCAUUUACCCAGUUUGUUACUUCUGGAGAAUGCGCACAUAUUAAAGCCAAACUGACUCAUAUCAAAAGGUAUUGGGAAGAGCUAAGAGAACACGCACAGAGAUUGGAAGGAACCAUCGCAGGGAAUGCAUCAGCACAGAAAAUAUAUGAAGAAAGUCUUAAACAGGUGCAGCAGUCAGUGUCUGAAUUUGAAACUAGGUUAGCUGAGCCUCUCACAUCAUGCACUUCAUCAUCAGCAACGUAUGGAGACCUACAGGAUUGCACGGACCUUUGUCAUACUGUGGAAAAACUGAGCAACACACUGGCCUCUCUCUCAGUCUGUGCCCGAAAGGCUGCCAACAAAGAAAAAGCUGCUCAGGAGGUUACAGCAUUACAGCAGAGAUAUGAGAAGGUAUUAGAAAAUGCUAAAGAGAAACAAAUGUUGCUGGAGACUCUUCUGGCUCGAUGGCAGAAGCAGGAGAAAGAGCUGUGUGCUUUCCAGAUCUGGCUGGAAGGGUGUGAAGCUGCAGCCAGGCCUUCAGAGCAGUAUGUUUCUGCUGACAGAGUUAAGCUGGAAGGUGAACUGCAAUCGCUGCAGGAUUUGCGAGCAGAUUUUGAAUCUCAUGCUUCCAUCUAUGCGAGCCUAUUGCAAUUAAAUGAGUCGCUGUUCCCAACAGCUUCCAAACAGUGUGUGAAAGCAAUAAAAGAAAAAUGUAAAGAGCUGGAUGAGAGGUGGAAAGCAUUACCUCAAACUGUUGAUAAAAGGAUCAACUUCCUUCAGUCUCUUGUUGCUGAGCAUGGACAAUUUGAUGAACUCCUCUGCAGUUUUUCAGAGUGGAUUAAGCAGUUUCUUGCUGAACUACAAUCCACUUCAGAGAUAAACACAGCUGAUCAAGAAUUAGCUGCAUCUCACAAUAAGAACCAUUCAAUGGAAAUUGAAAGUAAGAAACAGCAGUUACAAAGUCUGAAGGACCUUGUAGAUAAACUGUGUGUUUUCAGCUGUCCAGAGGACCAACAGACAUUGCAAGGGAAAACUGAAGAUUGCUUUCAGAUUUUCCAGGAGGCAAAUCAAAUAACUAACCAAAGAAAAGAGGCUCUGGAUCAGCUGCAGGUAUUCCUGGAGCUCCAUAAAGCUGCAUCAAAAAAGCUCCACCAGCUGAGGCAGACAGUGGAGAAAACAGGAAAUAUGGACAAAGCUAAAUCGGAUUUACUGGAGAAGGACCUCCAUGAUGUUAUUCAGUCUCUUAACAAGCUGGAAUCUAUUGCCAUCAGUUUGGAUGGUUCACUUACUAAGGCCCAGUAUCACCUAAAACAUGGGAUUUCUGAGCAGAGGACCUCCUGCAGGGCUGUGGUAGACCAUCUGUACUUAGAACUGGAGGCAGUUCAAAACCUGCUCGGAACAAAACAGAGUGAGGCAGAAGCUCUUGCAACCUUGAGAAGAUCUUUCAUGGAACGGAAAGAAGAGCUGUUGAAGAAUGUUGAAGAUACUGAGGAAAAAGCUGACAAAGAGGGCCUAAGAGAAGCAACACUGCAAACCCUUCAGCAAAGAUUGAGGAUCUUUAACCAGUUGGAUGAAGAACUCAAUUCUCACCAGCAUGAACUCCAGUGGCUCAUGGACAAAGCAAAGCAAAUAGCCCAAAAAGAUAUAACUCUUGCUCCUGAAAUUGACAAAGAGAUCAAUCAUUUAGCAUCACUGUGGGAGGAUACCAAGAAAGUUAUACAGGAAAAAAAGGAGCAGUCCUGCAUUCUUAUCGAUCUGAUAAAGGAGUAUCACGGCUUGAAGUCAACAGUGAUGAAAGUCAUAGACAGUGCUGACAGUGCUUCAGUGAUAAAGUCCAUUUGGAAGGAUCGUGAAGAUAUCAGGCGAACUUUAUCAAAGCACGAAGCCGCCAAGAAUGAUCUGAGUGAUAAACAAAAAGAUCUGGAUAUUUUUACCAAUAAAGGAAAACAUUUGUUAGCAGAACUGAAAAAAGUGCAAAACUGCGACUGCACUGUGGUGAAAACAGAUAUGAACUCUACAGUGGACAAAUGGUUGGAUGUGUCAGAAAGGAUUGAAGACAACAUACACCAGCUAAGUUUAGGGGUGUCUCUAUGGGAUGACAUCCUGAAAAUUGCAGAUGAAAUGGAUGGAUGGUGCACUAACUGCAUUUCUCAUCUGAAUGAAGGCAUCAGCAACUUGAGUAACAGUCUGAGAAUGGAGGUCAUCCUGAAAGACUUUCAGUCUCAAGUCAAGGAUAAAGAACAGAAGUUGGAGGAGCUUAGCUCUAAAAUUUCAGAACUCAAAGAACUGACUCAUAGUCAAGAGCCUCCUGCAGAUCUCCAGUUUAUAGAAUCAGAUUUAAGGCAAAAACUGGAACAUGUCAAAGAAAUGUCACAGACAGCAAAAGAGACACUAAAAGAUUUCAGUUCUCAGAAGAUGCAGUUACAGAAGUUUAUUGACAAGAUGACACACUGGUUAAUAGAAACGGAAGAGACACUUUUAAGAUGCUCACGUAACCUGGAUCCUGAAGCUCUAAAUCUAGUAAAGGAAACACAAAAAGACCUGCAGCUCCAGCAGAGCACCAUUGAUUCAACCCGUGAGAACCUCAACAGACUGUGUCGCAAGUACCAUUCUGUAGAGCUAGAAACUCUUGGUGGCACUGUCACUUCACUAAUAAAGAAGUAUGAAGCUGUGAAUCAGCUCUGUUCCAGAACACAGGCCAACAUACAAGAGUGCUUGGAAAAACAUUUCCUCUAUACUAUGCAAGAAUUCCAGGAAUGGUUUUCUGAUGUGAAGGCUGCAGUAAAAGAAUUAUCUGACAGGUCUGGAGAUAGCAAAGCCAUAGAGGCAAAGCUGCAUGAUUUGCAGAGUGUGCUGGAUUCUCUUAGUGAGGGGCAAAACAAGUUAGAUGCUGCCUCCAAGGAAGGAGAAAACUUGUACACUUGCUUACCUCAACCAGCUGUGAUCCAUAUUCAGGAGCAAGUAGCAAAGUCUAAUCAGAACUUCAAAGAAUUCCUCAGUCAGUGUCUGAAUGAUAAGCAGGCUCUGGAAGCUUGUGCCUCAUACCUGGGAAGCUUUGAAGAACAGCACAAGAAAUUCAGCCUGUGGAUACAUGACAUGGAAGAAAGAAUGAGCACAGAAGCAUUAGGAGAGGUCAAAGAGCUUAUUCCUGAGAAGAAAAAGGAGGUGCAGAAAGUAGAAAAGUUUCUGGAAGAGUUGCUGGCUUCAAGGGAAUCUUGCGAAAAGCUGGCCCAAAUUGCACAGGCUUUAAAUGAGGAAGGACAUGGUGCAGGAAGGGAAGUGCGCCUGGCCUCUCAACAUCUCACCAAUUAUCAAAACAUGGUCAAAACUGUCAAGGAGAAGCUGCGAACAUGUCAACUUGCACUCCAGGAGCACCUCACUCUGGAGGAAGCACUACAGAGCAUGUGGUCAUGGGUGAAAGAGGUUCAAGAAAAACUGGCCUUGGCUGAGAGUACAGUUGGUAGCAAAGCCACGCUAGAGCAACGUCUGACACAAAUUCAGGAGAUUCUCUUACUCAAAGGAGAUGGUGAAGUUAAGCUGAACAUGGCUAUUGGCAAAGGAGAACAAGCACUUAGAAGCAGCAAUGAGGAAGGACAAAAGGUGAUACAGACAGAGCUACAAAAACUGAAGGAUGUUUGGAAUGACAUCAUCAGCACAUCCAUGAGCUGGCAGAGCUGCUUAGAGUCCCUCAUCAGCCAGUGGAAUGAGUAUUUGGAAAAGAAAAGCCAGUUGGAGCAGUGGUUAGAGAAACUGGAUCACAAAGUGGAGCAGCCUUUAGAACCACAGAUAGGUCUGAAGGAGAAGUUUGCACAGCUGGACUACUUCCAGGCUAUUGUUUCUGAGAUAGAGGAUCACUCUGGUGAUUUCCAGCAACUUGCUGAAAAAACUGCAGAACUUUACAAAAAAACAGAGGAUGAUUCUUUUGGAGCAGCAGCUCAAGAACUGGAAACACAGUUUAAUGACAUCACAACUGUAGCCAAGGAGAAAAUGAAGAAAGUGGAAGAUAUCGUGAAGGAUCAUUUGCUAUACCUCGAUGCAGUGCAUGAAUUCACAGACUGGCUCCAUUCUGCAAAGGAAGAACUGCAUCGCUGGUCAGAUGCAACUGGAGAUACAUCAGUGAUACAGAAAAAGUUGGCCAAAAUCAAUGAGCUGGUAGAUUCUCGCCAGAUCGGCGCGGGCCGCCUCGGCCGAGUGGAGACGCUAGCUCCCGCAGCGAAGCGCAGCACGAGUGCCGGCGGGUGCCAGCUCCUCGCCGCUGAGAUGCAGGCCCUGCAGUUGGACUGGAAGCAGUGGGAAGAAAACGCUUUCCAGAGCCAGCGCAGCCUGCGGGACGUGCUGAGCCAAAUGGCCGUGUCGGAGCAGGAGUUCGCCACGCAAGUUGCGCGGCUGGAGGAGGCCGUGCAGCGGUUCAGCGGGCUGCUGGCUGCCUGGUCGCAGAGCCUGACUCCCCUGGACAGCCGUCACACCGACACCGAGAUCGUGGAGAGCUGGCGCAAGGAGAAAGAAACAUCGGAUGCUCUGAUAAAGUCUGAAUAUGUGAUAGAUGAGAUCAAGACUCAGCUAAAUGAUCUUUGUAGAUUUUCUAGAGAUUUGAGUACUCAUUCUUCAAAAGUUUCUGGGUUGAUUAAGGAGUAUAACAGCCUCUGCCUGCAAGCUUCAAAGGGAUGUCAGAGUAAAGAGCAGAUUUUGCAGCAAAGAUUUCGGACGAGUUUCAGGGACUUUCAGCAGUGGCUGAUCAAUGCAAAAGUCACCACAGCCAAAUGCUUCGAUGUACCUCAGGAUAUCAGUGAAGCUUCAGCAAAUCUACAGAAAGCACAGGAAUUCUUAUCAGAAAGUGAGAAUGGACAACAGAAAUUAAACUUGGUAGCAUCCAAAGGUGAACUGCUGUGCUCUAUUUUGCCAAAAGAAAAGGCUAAAGUUAUCUUGGACAAAUGCGCUAUGGCUAAGGAAGACUGGAAAAAUUUUAUCAGCGCCCUCCGUCAGAAGGAAUCUGCAUUGGAGAACUUAAAGAUCCAGAUGAAAGACUUUGAAGCGACUGCUGAGCCUCUGACAGAAUGGUUGAGCACAACAGAAAAGAUGGUACAAGGGAGUAGCAGUCGUCUCCAUGACCUUCCUUCCAAGAGGAGAGAACAGCAAAAGUUGCAGUCUGUCCUUGAGGAAAUAAGCUGCCACGAGCAUCAGCUCAACAGGCUAAAAGAGAAAGCUCAGCAGCUGUUGGAAGAACAAGCUGUCAGCAAAAGCUUUAUGCGCAGAGUGUCUCAGUUGUCUUCACAAUACCUUACUCUAAGCAAUCUGACAAAGGAGAAGGUGUCCAAAAUGGAUAGGAUUGUAGCAGAGCACCAGCAGUUCUCUCACGAUUUCAAGGACCUCCAAGACUGGGUGGCUGAUGCAAUUCACAUGCUGGAGUCGUACUGUCAUCCCACUGCUGACAAAAAUGUUCUGGACAGUCGAAUGUUAAAGCUGGAGGGACUGCUAACAUUGAAACAAGAAAAGGAAAUCCAGAUGAAAAUAAUUCUGACAAGAGGAGAAUCUGUUCUGCAAAAUACUUCUCUGGAGGGAGUACAAGUGAUUGAACAGCAGCUACAUACCCUAAAGGACAGCUGGGCUUCUCUUCUGUCUGCGUGUAUCCGGUGCAAGAGUCAACUGGAAGGAGCUCUCUCCAAAUGGACAAGUUAUCAGGAUGAUGUUCGCCAGUUUACCAGCUGGAUGGAUAAAGUAGAAGCAAGCAUGAAUUCUUCUCAAAGGCAGUGUGCUGAACUGAGGGAAAAAGCAGCUGCCCUCAGCAAAGCAGAGCUACUCAGUGAAGAAGUGUUGAGUCACAGCAGUCUGUUGGAGACGAUUGAAGUAAAAGGCAGUGGAAUGGCUGAGCAUUAUGUCACUCAGCUUGAACUCCAGGAACUUCAGGAGCGAUAUAAGUUGCUCAAAGACAGAACAAGGGAGGCAGUAAAAAAAGCUGAAGAAUUGCUUAACUUACAUCAAGGGUAUCAAAGAAAUCUGAAGGCAUUUGAAACAUGGCUGGAGGAGGAACAGGAAAAACUUAGCUGCUUAUCACACCUUGAAGGUGAUGCCCAGAAACAAGAGGCAACACUCCGAGACCUACAGGAGCUGCAGGUCUGCUGUGCAGAGGGGCAAGCAUUGCUGAAUGCUGCUGUCCGUGCCAGAGAAGAGGUGAUUCCUUGGGGCAUGCCACAGAUAGAAGACAGAGCCUUGGAAUCCAUACGGCAGGACUGGCAAGUUUAUCAGCACAAUCUUUGUGAAGCAAGAAGCCAAUUAAAUGCUACUGUUAGCAGAUUGAGGUUAAUGGAGAAAAAAUUUCAGAAGGUUAAUGACUGGAUAACAGAACUGGAGGAGAAAGUUGAUAUCAGGACUGGAAGGCAGUCUGGUAGAGCAACAAAAGAGAUGCAGCUUCAACAAAUGAAGAAAUGGCAUGAAGAAAUUACAAUAUACAAAGAUGAUGUGGAGGAAGUUGGGAUAUUAGCUCAACAAAUACUAGAGGAAGGUCUCACUACCAGUGGAAUGGGAAGCCAGGCUACACAGCUUACAUCUCGAUAUCAAACUCUUCUUCUUCGUAUCUUGGAACAAACAAAGUUUUUGGAAGAAGAGAUACGCAGUAUGGAAGAGUCAGAAUUGGCUUUCAGUGCUUACAAAAAUUGGUAUGGAGCUACUAACAAGGACUUCAGAAAUGUGAUCACCAAGUUUGAUGCGUUGGAUAAAACAGCAAUGGAGAAAAAAGUGCAGAAACUAGAGCUGCUUUUGAGUGAUAUGGACAUAGGCCACAGUUUACUGAAAUCUGCCCGUGAGAAGGGGGAGCGAGCUAUAAAAUACAUGGAAGAAAAUGAUGUUGACUGCUUAAGAAAAGAAAUUGGAGAUCAUGUGGAACAGCUUGAAGAUUUAGCUGGUUCAAUCAGGAAAGAGCACGUGACUUCAGAGAAGUGCCUUCAGCUGGCAAAGGAGUUCUCAGACAAGUACAGGGCACAAACCCAGUGGCUCACAGAGUACCAAGUCAUGUUGCAUACACCAGUGGAGCCAAAGUGUGAACUCUAUGAGAAAAAGGCCCAGUUGUCUAAAUACAAGUCCAUACAGCAGACCAUUUUGUCCCAUGAGCCUUCAAUAAAAUCAGUGAUUGAAAAGGGAGAAGCACUUUUUGAUCUGGUGAAUGAUGUGACUCUAAAGAGCAACAUUCAAGACCUUCAAAGCAAUUACCACGAACUCUGCAACGCAACGAAGGCAUGUGUUGAAACCUUAGAGGUGAGAGUAAAAGAGCAUGAGGAUUACAAUAGUGAUUUGCAAGAAGGAGAAAAGUGGUUAUUACAUAUGUCUAGCAAGCUGGUUAGCUCUGACCUAAUGGAGAGUAACAGUCUUGAAAUAAUCACUCAGCAACUAGCCAACCACAAGGCUAUCAUGGAAGAAAUUGCAGGAUUUGAAGACUGCUUGAACAAACUUAAGAGUAAAGGUGAUUAUUUGAUCAGUCAAUGCACAGAACAUCUUCAAGCGAAAUUUAAGCAGAAUAUACAAAGCCAUCUUCAAGGAACAAGGGACAGCUAUUCUGCCAUAUGUAGCACAGCCCAAAGGGUGUACCAAAGUUUGGAACAUGAACUCCAGAAGCAUGUCAAUCAUCAAGAUACCCUACAACAGUGCCAGACUUGGCUGUCUACAGUACAGUCAGAGCUAAAGCCAAGUACCUGGACACCUUUCAGCCUAGCAGAUGCAGUUAAACAGGUGAAACAUUUCCGGGCUCUGCAGGAGCAGGCAAAUACAUAUUUGGAUCUUUUGUGCUCCAUGUGUGAUCUGUCAGAUGCCACAGUGAAGAGUACAGCAACAGAUAUUCAACAAACAAAACAAAUGAUUGAGCAACAGAUAAUGCAUUCACAGUAUUUGGCUCAAGGUUGGGAAGAGAUAAAACAAAUGAAGGCUGAACUCUGGAUAUAUUUCCAGGAUGCAGAUCAACAGCUACAGAACUUGAAAAGGAGACGAGCAGAGUUGGAACUAAGUGUUGCCCAGAAUAUGGUACUCCAAAUUAAGGAAUUCAGUCAGAAGUUGCAGUCUAAGCAGUCAGCUCUUACUUCAGUGACUGAGAAGAUAAACAAGCUAACCCAAGGACAGGAGUCACCUGAACACAAGGAAAUCGGACAGUUGAGCAAUCAGUGGCUGGAUCUCUGCCUUCAAGCACACAGUUUGCUCAUACAGAGGGAGGAAGAUCUACAGAGGACAGUAGAUUACCAUGAUCGUAUGAAUGUAGUUGAAGUUUUCUUGGAAAAGCUCACAAAAGAGUGGGACAACUUGGCUAGAUCUGAUGCUGAAAGCACAAAUGUGCACCUUGAAGCUUUGCAAAAAUUGGCACUAACGCUUCAAGAGAGGAGAUUUGCUCUGGAAGAUUUGAAAGAUCAGAAACAGAAGAUGGUGGAACAUCUGAAUCUUGAUGACAAAGAAUUAGUAAAGGAGCAAUUUGGUCAUUUUGAGCAACGCUGGACUCAGCUGGAGGAACUUGUGAAAAGAAAAAUUCAGAUUUCUGUUUCAACCUUAGAAGAGCUUAGUUUGGUGCAUUCCAAACUUCAGGAACUAAUGGAGUGGGCAGAAGAGCAGCAACCUAGUAUCUCAGAAGCUCUUAAACACAGCCCACCUCCGGAUUUGGCUCAGAGUCUUCUCAUGGAUCAUCUUACCAUUUCUAGUGAGCUUGAAGCCAAACAGCUUGUACUGAAGACACUGCUGAAAGAUGCUGAGAGGGUGAUGACCAGCUUAGGGCUCAAUGAAAGACAGGAGCUGCAGAAAGCACUUUCUGAUGCACAGCAUCAUGUAGAUUGUCUCAGUGAUCUGGUUGGCCAGAGGAGAAAGCACCUGAAUAAAGCACUGUCUGAAAAAACACAGUUUCUCAUGGCAGUCUUUCAGGCUACCAACCAAAUUCAUCAACACGAGAAGAAGGUAACAUUUCCAGAGCAUAUCUGUCUGUUGCCAGAAGAUGUGAACAAACAGAUCAGGACUUGUAAGAAUGCCCAAGCUAGCCUGAAAGCCUACCAAAAUGAAGUCACCGGGCUAUGGGCUCAAGGAAGAGAUUUAAUGAAAGAAGCCACAGAACAAGAAAAGAGUGAAGUGUUAGGUAAACUGCAAGAACUACAGAAUAUAUACGACACUGUUUUACAAAAGUGUACCCAGAGAUUGUUAGAACUGGAGAAAAAUAUAGUUUCCAGGAAAUAUUUCAAAGAAGAUUUGGAUAAGGCUUGCCAUUGGCUAAAGCAAGCUGAUAUCGUCACAUUCCCAGAAGUUAAUGUAAUGAAUAGUAACUCUGAACUGUACACCCAGUUGUCCAAGUAUCAACAGAUUCUUGAGCAGUCUCCCGAAUAUGAAAAUCUCCUACUUACUCUACAAAGACAUGGCCAAGAAAUCCUACCAUCACUUAAUGAAGUGGAUCAUUCUUACCUAGAUGAAAAACUUAAUAUUCUCCCUCAGCAAUUUAACACUGUCAGUGCUCUGGCAAAAGAUAAAUUUUAUAAAGUUCAGGAAGCAAUUUAUGCUAGGAAAGAAUAUACCUCUUUGAUUGAGUUGACAACUAAAGCCUUGACUGAGCUAGAUGAUCAGUUUAUUAGUAUGGACAAAGCUCCAGCUGCUGUUUUAGCCAAAGAAGCUCUGGCACUCCAGCAGGCCUACAAAGACCUCCUAGGUGAAGUGAUGAGUCUUGGUGCAGCAGUGGAUGAACUAAACCAGAAGAAGGAGGCCUUUCGUAGCACCGGCCAGCCUUGGCAGCCAGAUGAGAUGUUAAAACUUGUCACAUUAUAUCACAAGCUGAAGAGGCAAAUAGAACAGAAAAUCAAUUUGUUAGAAGACACAAUAGAAGCAUGUCAAGAGCAUGAAAAAAUGUGUUCACAGCUUGAGGCACAGCUAGAGGCAGUGAAAAAUGAACAAAUUAAGGUAAAUGAAGAAAUGCUCCCAAUAGAAGAAAAGUUGAAAAUAUACCAUUCUCUGGUGGGCAGCUUGCAAGAUUCAGGGAGUCUUCUGAAGCGAAUAACUGAGCAUAUAGAAACCCUUUCUCCCCAGCUUGAUCCAUCUGCACGUGAAACAACAAAUUACCAAGUGCUGUCUUGGCAAGAUAAACUAAAGAAUUUGCACGCUGCCAUUGGUGACAUAGUGAUGGACUGUGAGAAUAGACUUGUGCAAAGCAUAGACUUCCAGACAGAAAUCUGCCGCUCACUCGACUGGCUGAGAUGGGUGAAAACAGAACUCAAUGGAAAACUAAGUUUGGACCUAAAACUGCAAAGCAUCCAAGAAGAAAUCCGAAAGGUUCAGAUACAUCAGGAAGAAGUGCAAUCAAGCCUGAGAGUGAUGAAUGCACUGAGCAAUAAAGAGAAAGAGAGAUAUAUGAAAGCAAAGGAGCUGAUACCUGCUGAUCUGGAAAACACUUUUGCUGAGCUGACAGAACUAGAUGGCGAAGUUCAAGAAGCUAUACACAUAAGACAGGCUACCUUGGAUAAAUUAUAUAGCCUUUGCCAAAGAUAUUACCAAGUGAUUCAGAUAACAAAUGACUGGCUUGAGGAUGCUCAGGAGUUUCUGCAUUUAACGAGAAAUGGUCUUGAUGUUGAGAACUCUGAGGGGAACCUACGGAACCAUAUUGAAUUUUUCAGCACAGAAAGUCAGUUCAGUAAUAAUUUGAAGGAGUUACAGGACCUGGUACCUGAGCUGGAGCCUUUUAUACAUGCCACAGCAAGAGAGCAGCUCAUGCAGAAUCUAGCUUCAUUGGAAGAAAAGGGCAGAGGGACAAAGCAGGAAGCCAACAGUCAGCAAGAAUUGUUGCAAAGGUGUGCUUCUGAGUGGCAGGAGUAUCAGACAGCACGACAAAAGGUCAUUGAAGUGAUGAAUGAGGCUGAGAAAAAAUUAUCUGAUUUCUCAGUAGCUAAAGCUGCUUCUUUUAAUGAAGCAGAAGAGAAAUUGCAAACACAUAAGACUCUUGUGUCUGUAGUAAAUUCUUUCCAUGAAAAGAUCACAACUCUUGAAGAAAAGGUUUCACAGCUGGAAGAAGUUAGCAAUGAUGCCAGCAAGGCAACUGUAAGUAGAUCAAUGACAACGGUUUGGCAGCGCUGGACACGGCUCCGGAAUGUAGCCCAAGAACAAGAGAAAAUUUUGGAGGAUGCAGUACAGGAAUGGAAUGGAUUUAAUGAUAAGAUUCAGAAAGCUACUGUAGUGAUUGAUCAACUACAAGAUCGUUUACCAGAAAGCUCAGUAGAAAAAGCAUCUAAAACAGAGCUCCUGGAACUCCUGGAUUACCACAGCAGCUUCCUUCUGGAAGUGGAGCACCAGCUAUCAUCUUUGGGUCUGCUCAAACAACAUGCUCUUAAUAUGCUUCAGGAUGUGGAAAUAAAGCCAUUUUCUCAGGAAGAAAUACCAGUCAUGCAAGAAGUCAAAGCAAUGCAAGAUCGAUGCCACAAUAUGCAACAGAAAGUGAAAAAUAGUGUAAAGCUUGUGAAACAGGAGCUGAAAGAGCGUGAGGAGGUUGAAGCACAAAUAAAUGUUGUGAAGACUUGGAUCCAGGAAACAAAAGAAUAUUUAUUAAGCCCUGAUGUGGAAGUGGAUACUCAACUUCAGGAGCUGAAGUCUCUCCUCUGUGAAGCAACUACUCAUCGCCAGGCUGUUGAAAAAAUGGCUGAACAACAGCAGAAUAAGUACUUGGGACUUUAUACAAUUUUGCCUUCUGAACUCUCUCUUCAUUUAGCAGAAGUUGGGCUGGCCCUUGUAACUGUACAAGAUCAGAUUCAAGCCAAAGAAAAAGAAACUGGGCAUAUCAAAACACUGAAUCAAGAGUUUGAACAGCGAAUUCAGGGGAUAGCAAAUGAAUUAAAUGCAAUUCUUUCCAAACUAAAAAGGAAAACAGAUGAUAUAGUGCAAGCUAAACUUGAACAGAAGAUCCUUGGUGAAGAGUUGGACAGCUGUAAUUUAAAGUUACUGGAAUUAGAUGCAUCAGUCCAGGAGUUUUCAGAACAGAACAUACCCCUGGCUAAGCAGCUGGCUAACAGAAUAGGGAAACUCACUGCACUGCACCAACAGACCAUACGGCAGGCUGAAUACAGAGCAACCAAGCUCAGUCAGGCUACUUCACAUUUGGAAGAAUACAACGAGAUGCUGGAGUUCAUACUGAAAUGGAUUGAGAAAGCAAAUAUCCUAGUGCAUGGUAACAUAACGUGGAAUUCUUCCUCUCAGCUUCGUGAUCAGUUUAAAGCCUACCAGACUAUGCUUGAAGAGUCUGGGGAGAUCCAUGAUGAUCUUGAGGUCAUGAGUGAAAGGAUUGAGUAUCUGGCCAGUGUCUACUUAACUGAAGGAAUGUCUCACCAAGUGCUAGAACUGGGACGUAGGACAGAAGAAUUGCAACAAAUCAUCAAAGUGCGGCUACCAAAUCUGCAAGAUGCUGCCAAGGACAUGAAGAAGUUUGAAGUUGAGCUGAGAGCCUUGCAGGCUGCUCUGGAGCAAGCCCAAGCCACCCUGACCUCUCCAGAGCUUGGGCGUUUGAGCUUGAAAGAGCAACUGUCUCACAGACAGCAUCUCUUAUCUGAAAUGGAAUCACUGAAGCCAAAGGUUCAUGCAGUCCAAGUCUGUCAAAGUGCUCUGAGGAUUCCUGAAGAGGUGGUCACCAGUCUGCCAAUAUGUCACAGUGCACUCCAGCUCCAGGAGGAGGCCAGCCGCUUGCAGCACACUGCCAUCCAGCAGUGCAACAUCAUGCAGGAAGCUGUGGUUCAGUAUGAGCAAUACGAGCAAGAGAUGAAACAUUUACAGCAAAUGAUAGAGAGUGCCCAUCGUGAGAUCCAAGACAAGCCAGUAGCAACCAGCAACAUCCAGGAACUCCAGAACCAGAUUUCACGUCAUGAGGAGCUGGCGCAGAAGAUCAAAGGAUACCAGGAACAAAUUGCUUCUUUGAAUUCAAAGUGCAAGAUGCUAACGAUGAAAGCGAAACAUGCCACUAUGCUUCUGACAGUGACAGAAGUGGAGGGGCUUUCUGAAGGAAUGGAGGAGUUGGAUUCAGACCUUCUCCCGGCACACCCUGCACAUCCCUCAGUGGUUAUGAUGACUGCUGGUCGCUGUCACACGCUCCUCUCCCCUGUCACUGAGGAGUCUGGGGAGGAGGGAACCAACAGUGAGAUCUCCUCUCCACCUGCCUGUCGCUCUCCCUCACCUGUGGCUAAUACAGAUGCUUCUGUUAACCAGGACAUUGCAUAUUACCAAGCCCUAUCUGCUGAACAGUUGCAAACAGAAGCUGCUAAAAUUCAGCCCAGCACUUCAGCCACCCAAGAGUUUUAUGAACCAGGCUUAGAAUCAGCUGCUAGUGCCAAACUGGAUGAUUUGCAGCGUUCUUGGGAAACACUGAAGAAUGUGAUAAGUGAAAAGCAGCGCACACUUUAUGAAGCUCUUGAGCGUCAACAGAAAUAUCAGGACACGCUACAGUCUAUAUCUACAAAAAUGGAGACUACUGAGAUGAAACUGAAUGAGAGUCUGGAACCAGCCAAAAGUCCAGAGAGCCAGAUGGCUGAACAUCAGGCUUUGAUGGAUGAGAUUCUAAUGUUACAAGAAGAAAUCACCGAGCUUCAGACAUCAUUAGCACAGGAGCUGGUUUCAGAAUCACUGGAUGCAGAAGCUGCUGACCAGCUGGCGCUGCAGUCCACUCUCACGGUCUUGGCAGAGCGAAUGGCCACAAUUCGAAUGAAGGCAUCAGGAAAAAGGCAGCUAUUAGAGGAAAAACUAAGUGAGCAACUGGAAGAACAGCGACAAGAACAGACUCUUCAAAGGUACCGCUGUGAAGCUGAUGAGCUUGACCACUGGCUACUCAAUACCCGUGCAACGCUGGACAAUACUCUCCUUACUGCUGAGGAACCUAUGGAUAUGGAAGCUCAGCUGGUAGAUUGUCAGAACAUGCUGGUUGAAAUAGAACAGAAGGUGGUGGCCUUGUCAGAGCUUUCUGUGCACAACGAGAACUUGCUUAUGGAAGGGAAAGCUCACACUAAGGAUGACGCAGAGCAGCUGGCUUUGAAGCUCAGGACACUGAAGGGCAGUCUUCUGGAGCUGCAGAAAGUUCUCCAUGAUAAACAGAUCAACAUUCAGCAGGGAUCACUACAAGAAAAGGAGGAGAACAAUCUGGAUUUGGUUUCCUCUCAAAGUCCCAGUGUCCAAGAAUGGCUGGUGCAAGCAAGAACUACUCGAUCGCAGCAACAGCAGAGCACUCUACAACAACAGAAAGAGUUGGAACAAGAACUAGAAGAGCAGAAGAAUUUGCUUCGGUCAGUAGCAUGCCGUGGCGAAGAAAUUCUAACACAGCAUGGUAUUCCAGAAGGCUUAUGUAUAAGUGAGAACCCUGAAAAGCUCUCUGAAGAACUGUGCUUGGAAGGUGAGAAAUCAUCUCCCGAACAACAGCUGAAGAUAAAAUGGGAAAGCCUGAACCACAAAUUCAGUACCAAGCAGAAGCUUCUCCAGAAAACUUUGGAACAAGAGCAACUGCAGAUCUAUAGCAGACCAAAUAGACUGAUUUCUGGACUGCCUUUGUAUAAGGAGAAUGGACAGGAUGAGGAGAAAUCAUCUGUGUCACCAGUAUUGGUUGAACUAAAUCAGGCCUUUGAAGAUGUGUCAUCUGAGACUGGACAGGUGGAGAAGGAAAGUCUACAUCUUGAACAGAAGCUGUAUGAUGGAGUUGCAUCUACCUCCUUAUGGCUAGAUGGUGUGGAAGAACAGGUAUUUGUUGCUACAGCUCUGCUGCCAGAGGAAGAAACAGAAACAUACCUCUGCAAACAGGAGUCUCUUGCCAAAGAAAUCAAAGACAUAACAGAAGAAGUGGAUAAGAACAAGAAUUUAUUUACUCAGAUAUUUCCUGAGAAUGGUGAUAAUAGGGAGGUUAUAGAAGACACUUUGGAUUGUCUCCUGAGAAGACUGACCUUACUGGAGUCUGUAGUAAACCAGAGAAGCCAUCAGAUGAAAGAAAGGCUACAGGAAAUAAUGGCCUUCAAGAACGACCUGAAACUCCUGUAUACUUCACUGGCUGAUAGCAAAUACUUGGUUCUACAGAAACUGGCAGAGGCAGUUGAGAAACCGGAAACAGAACAAAUUCAGGUCAUAAUGCAGGCAGAAGAAAGCUUGAAGGAAUUAGAUGCUGGAAUCAGUGAAUUAAAGAAGAGUGUAGAUAAGCUACAAAUAGACCAGCCUUCUGUACAAGAGCUAUCUAAGCUACAGGAUAUGUAUGAUGAGGUGAUGAUGAUAAUUGGAUCCAGACGGAGUAACCUGAACCAGAAUCUUGCUCUUAAGAGGCAGUAUGAGCGGGCUUUGCAGGACCUGGCUGAUCUGGUAGAAACAGGCCAAGAAAAGAUGGAUGGUGACCAGAAAAUGAUAGUUGCUUCUAAGGAAGAGGUUCAAUCACUACUUAACAAGCAUAAGGAAUAUUUUCAGGGGUUGGAGUCUCACAUGAUCCUGACAGAGACACUCUUCAGAAAGAUGAGUAGUUUUGCCCUUUUGAAGGAAACUCGAUCACAUUCAGAACUAAUGACACAAGCUUCAACUGUAUUAAAGCUGGCACAUAAACGAGGUGUGGAACUGGAAUACAUUCUAGAGACUUGGAUGCAUCUUGACGAAGAUUACCAGGAACUUACCAGACAACUGGAGUCUGUCGAAGGUAACAUUCCCUCUGUUGGUUUGGUGGAAGAGACGGAAGACAAGCUCACAGAACGGAUUAAACUUUUUCAGCGUCUGAGAUCUAACCUGACUGAAUAUCAGCCUAAAUUAUAUCAGGUGCUGGAUGAUGGGAAAAGGCUACUUUUUUCUGUUAGUUGCUCAGAUCUUGAAAGUCAGCUGAACCAACUGGGAGAGCACUGGCUAAGUAACACCAGCAAGGUUAACAAGGAACUGCACAGGCUGGAGACAAUACUGAAGCACUGGACAAGGUACCAAAGUGAAUCAAUUGAACUGACACACUGGUUACAAUCUGCAAAAGAGCGUCUUGAAUUCUGGAGUCAGCAGUCUCUGACAGUUCCUCAGGAACUGGAAACUGUUCGAGACCAUCUGAAUUCCUUUUUGGAGUUUUCAAAAGAAGUGGAUGCUAAAUCCUCACAGAAAUCUUCUGUACUGAGCACUGGGAACCAGCUCCUCAGACUGAAGAAGGUAGAUACAGCAGCGUUGCGUGCAGGAUUGUCCCACAUUGACAGUCAGUGGACAGAGCUGCUCUCACAAAUCCCAACAGUACAAGAGAAAUUGCACCAGCUGCAGAUGGACAAAAUUCCUUCUCGCCAUGCUAUCACUGAAGUUAUGAGCUGGAUUUCCCUGAUGGAAAAUGUUAUUCAUAAAGAUGAAGAGAGUAUAAAAAACAUAAUAGGACAAAAAGCCAUUCAGGAUUAUAUCCAAAAAUACAAGGGUUUCAAGAUAGAUUUAAAUUGCAAACAAUUGACUGUAGACUUUGUGAACCAAUCUGUGCUACAAAUUAGCAGCCAAGAUGUUGAAAGUAAACGUAGUGACAAAACUGAUUUUGCAGAACAGCUCGGAGCAAUGAAUAGACGUUGGCAGAUUCUACAAGGCUUGGUAACAGAAAAGAUCCAGCUGUUGGAAAGUCUGCAAGAAUCCUGGACAGAAUAUGAAAAUAAUGUGCAGUGCCUAAAAUCUUGGUUUGAAACCCAAGAAAAGAAGCUGAAAAAACAACAGAGAAUUGGAGACCAGGCUUCAGUACAGAAUGCUUUGAAAGAUUGUCAGGAAUUAGAAGAAUCGAUAAGAGCAAAGGAAAAAGAAUUAGAAAGCAUAGAAAAAAGCGGUCUGUCUUUGAUACAAAACAAGAAGGAGGAAGCCUCUUCUGCUGUUUUGAAUACACUGCAAGAAAUCAAUCAUUCCUGGGCCAGCUUGGAUCACAUGGUUAGCCAACUAAAGAUACUGUUGCAGUCUGUUCUUGAUCAGUGGAGCGUUUACAAAGUAACUUAUGAAGAACUAAAUAGUUACCUGAUGGAAGCCAGAUAUUCUUUGUCCCGCUAUUAUCUUCUUACUGGUUCUUUGGAAGCUGUGAAAGUCCAAGUUGAUAACUUACAGAGCCUACAAGAUGAACUGGAAAAACAAGAAAAUAGCUUACAGAAAUUUGGUUCCAUGACCAAUCAGCUAUUGAAAGAAUGUCACCCACCAGUGACUGAAACCCUUACCAACACUUUGAAGGAAGUGAAUAUGAGGUGGAAUAACCUUAUGCAAGAGAUUGCAGAGCGACUACGUUCCAGUAAAGGUCUCCUUCAGCUGUGGCAGAGGUACAAGGACUGUUACCAGCAGUGCUCUUCUACUGUCCAUUUACGAGAAGAUCAGACCAAUGAAUUGUUGAAGAGUGCCACUAGUAAAGAAAUUGCUGAUGAUGAAGUAACCACCUGGAUUCAAGACUGCAAUGACCUUCUUGCUGAUAUAAAGACAGCACAGGAUUCACUGAUUGUUCUUCAGGAACUGGGAGAGGAGUUAAAAAGCCGGGUGGAGGCCUCAGCAGCAGCAGCUAUACAGUCUGAUCAGCUGUCUCUAAACCAGAAUCUAUUAGCCCUAGAACAAGCUCUAUGCAAACAACAAACUGUACUUCAGGCUGGUGUAUUGAACUAUCAAACGUUUGCUAAGAACCUGCAAGAUCUUGAGACGUGGGUAACAGAAGCAGAAGCAAAACUGCAAGGGCAGGAUCCUGGUCACGCAUCUGAUCUCUCAGCAAUACAGAGCAGGAUGGAGGAACUCAAAAGUCAGAUGUUGAAGUUCAGCAGCAUGACCCCAGAUUUGGACCGUGUUAAUGAGCUGGGUUACAGGCUUCCUCUGAAUGAUAAAGAAAUCAAAAGAAUCCAGAACCUGAACAGGCAGUGGUCUCUGAUCUCGUCUCAGACUACAGAGAGAUUCAGUAAGCUGCAGUCUUCCUUGCUACAGCAGCAGACAUUCUUGGAGAAAUGUGAAACUUGGAUGGAUCUAUUAGUUCAGACUGAACAGAAGCUGGCAGCAGAGAUUUCAGGAAACUACCAGAGUCUUUUAGAGCAACAGAGAGCACAUGAGCUAUUCCAGGCAGAGAUGUUCAGCCGUCAGCAGAUUUUGCAUUCAAUCAUCUCUGAUGGACAGCACCUCCUAGAACAAGGACAAGUAGAUGACAGGGAUGAAUUUAAUCUGAAGCUGACACUUCUGAGUAAUCAGUGGCAAGGAGUAAUUCGCCGGGCACAGCAGAGGAGAGGGAUUAUUGACAGCCAGAUCCAUCAGUGGCAGCGCUACAGGGAGAUGGCAGAGAAACUACGCAAGUGGCUGGUGGAAACGUCCUGUCAGCCAGUGAGCGGUCUGGGAAAUGCUCCUAUACCAUUGCAGCAGGCCAGAGCAUUGCUGGAUGAAGUGCAGCUUAAAGAGAAAGUUCUCCUAAGGCAACAAGGCAGUUAUAUCCUGACUGUGGAAGCUGGGAAGCAAUUACUGCUCUCUGCUGACAGUGGAGCUGAAGCAGCCCUGCAGGCAGAGCUUACAGAAAUUCAGGAGCAAUGGAAGAAAGCUAGCACCCAACUGGAAGAACAGAAGAAGCAGGUUGCUUUAUUACUGAAAGACUGGGAAAGAUCUGAAAAGGGUAUAGCAGACUCCCUGGAGAAGCUAAGAUCAUUCAAAAAAAAGCUUUCUCAGCCUUUGCCAGAACACCAUGAUGAGCUGAAUGCAGAACAGAUUCGUUGCAAGGAAUUAGAGAAUGCUGUUGAUGGAUGGACAGAUGACCUUGCACAUCUUUCUCUGCUGAAGGAGUCCUUGUCUACCUAUAUAAGUGCAGAUGAUAUUUCAGUCCUCAGUGAGCGUAUAGAGCUUCUGCACAGACAGUGGGAGGAGCUGUGCCAUCAGGUAUCUUUACGUCGACAGCAAGUUAGUGAGAAACUGAAUGAGUGGGCUGUCUUCAGCGAGAAGAACAAGGAGCUCUGUGAGUGGCUGACACAAAUGGAAAGUAAAGUUUCUCAAAAUGGUGACAUCGUCAUAGAAGAAAUGAUCGAGAAACUUAGAAAGGAUUAUCAAGAGGAAAUUGCUGUAGCCCAAGAGAGCAAAAUCCAGCUCCAGCAAAUGGGAGAGCGACUUGCUAAAGCCAGCCAUGAGAGUAAAGCAUCAGAGAUUGAGUACAAACUUGGCAAGAUCAAUGACAGAUGGCAACAUCUUCUGGAUCUUAUUGCAGCCAGGGUAAAGAAGUUGAAAGAAACACUAGUUGCAGUGCAGCAGCUGGAUAAGAACAUGAGUAGCCUGAGAUCUUGGCUUGCUCACAUUGAAUCAGAGCUGUCCAAACCAAUUGUCUAUGAAACUUGUGACUCUGAGGAGAUACAAAGGAAGCUAAAUGAACAGCAGGAACUUCAGAGAGACAUAGAGAAACACAGCACUGGAGUGGCAUCUGUUCUCAAUUUGUGUGAAGUGCUUCUUCAUGACUGUGAUGCCUGUGCCACAGAAACAGAGUGUGACUCUAUCCAGCAGGCUACACGCAAUCUGGACAGAAGGUGGAGGAACAUUUGUGCAAUGUCAAUGGAAAGGCGACUUAAAAUUGAAGAGACGUGGCGGUUAUGGCAAAAGUUUUUGGAUGACUACUCUAGAUUUGAAGACUGGCUAAAAAACUCCGAGAGAACAGCUGCUUUCCCAAGCUCCUCCGGUGUGCUUUACACAGUUGCUAAGGAAGAACUGAAGAAAUUUGAGGCCUUCCAGAGACAGGUGCACGAAAGUCUGACUCAGCUGGAACUGAUUAACAAACAGUAUCGCCGACUGGCCCGAGAGAACCGCACUGAUUCCGACUGCAGCCUCAAGCAGAUGGUCCAUGAGGGGAACCAGAGAUGGGACAAUUUACAAAAGCGAGUUACCUCCAUCCUGCGAAGGCUAAAACAUUUUAUUGGCCAACGUGAGGAGUUUGAGACAGCACGUGAUAGCAUCCUGGUAUGGCUAACAGAGAUGGACUUGCAGCUGACCAACAUAGAGCAUUUCUCAGAGUGUGAUGUCCAAGCAAAGAUAAAGCAACUUAAGGCUUUCCAACAGGAAAUUUCACUGAACAACAACAAAAUUCACCAGAUAAUUGUUCAGGGUGAGCAACUCAUUGAGAAAAGUGAACCGAUGGAUGCAGCUGUCAUUGAAGAAGAACUAGAUGAGUUACGUCGUUACUGUCAAGAGGUCUUUGGACGUGUGGAACGCUAUCACAAGAAACUGAUCCAUCUUCCUCUGACAGAUGAUGAACAUGACCUGUCUGACAGAGAGGUGGAUCUGGAUGAAUCAGCAGAUCUCUCUGAUAUACACUGGCAUGACAAAUCUGCAGACAGUGUUCUCUCCCCACAUCCCUCUUCCAACAUCUCACUGCCUCUUGCACAGCCAGUGAGAAGUGAGCGAUCAGGGCGGGAUACCCCUGCAAGUGUGGACUCUAUCCCUCUGGAGUGGGAUCAUGAUUAUGACCUAAGCAGAGACCUGGAGACAGCUGUUUCACGGGCACUGCACUCUGAGGAGGAAGAUGGAGAACAAGAGAAGGAUUUCUAUCUGAGAGGAGCAACUAGUAUAGCAGAUGUAGAGAUCCCUGAAACUCUUGAGGCCUAUGUAACACUUACAGAAAACGCACUCAAAAAUAUUUCUGGAGAACCUGGUGCCCUAGAAGCACAUAUACGACAGCUGGACAAAGCUUUAGAUACCAGUCGUUUCCAAAUACAGCAAACAGAAAACAUCAUCCGCAGCAAAACACCUACAGGACCAGAGCUGGAUGCCACUUACAAAGGAUAUAUGAAGCUACUAAGUGAAUGCAGUGGAAGCAUAGACUCAGUAAAAAGGCUUGGAUAUAAGCUGAAAGAAGAAGAGGAAAAAUUAUCUGGCCUUAUUAAUCUGAACAGUACUGAAACACAAACAGCUGGUGUAAUUGACCGAUGGGAAUUAAUCCAGGCCCAAGCUCUAAGCAAGGAGCUAAGGAUGAAGCAGAACCUUCAGCAAUGGCAGCAGUUCAAUUCUGACCUUAAUAGCAUUUGGGCUUGGUUAGGAGAAACAGAGGAAGAACUGGAGAAGCUCCGCUGCCUUGAUCUCAGUACUGACAUACAAACUAUCGAGCUCAGGAUUAGAAAAUUGAAAGAGCUGCAGAAGGCAAUUGAUAACCGCAAAGCUAUCAUCUUAUCCAUCAACUUGUGCAGCUCAGAAUUUACUCAAUCUGACAGUGAAGAAAGUAAAAAACUCCAAGAGCGCCUGUCUCAGAUGAACAUCUGCUGGGAUCACGUAUGCAGUAUGAUCGAAGAUUGGCGCUGCUCACUGCAAGAUGCAUUAAUGCAGUGCCAGGAUUUCCAUGAAAUGAGCCAUGGUUUGCUGCUCUGGUUAGAGAAUAUUGACAGAAGAAAAAAUGAGAUUGUGCCCAUCAAUCCAAACCUGGAUUCAGAAGUCCUACAGGAUCAUCACAGACUUCUAAUGCAAAUCAGACGUGAACUGCUGGAAUCUCAGUUGAAAGUGGCGUCACUGCAAGAUAUGUCCUGCCAAUUGUUAGUCAAUGCUGAAGGCAAGGACUGCCUUGAAGCCAAAGAAAAGGUGCAUGUCAUUGGAAACAGACUUAAGCUCCUCUUGAAAGAAGUCAUACGUCACAUAAAAGACCUAGAGAAAGCUCUAGACAUUUCAAGUAGUCAGUUGGAUUUGUCCUCUUGGUCCUCUGCUGAUGAACUAGACACAUCAGGCUCAGUGAGUCCUGUAUCUGGACAAAGUACACCAAGCAGACAGAGAACGCCACGGGGCAAAUGUAGUCUCUCACAGCCUGGACCCUCUGUCAGCAGUCCACAUAGCAGGUCCAUAAGAGGUGGCUCAGGUUCCUUCCCUUCUGAGGCUGGGCCAGCAUGGCAGCACCCAUCCUUCUUCCUUAGAGUCCUCAGAGCUGCUCUGCCACUACAGCUCCUUUUGCUGCUCCUGAUCGGGCUGGCUUGCCUGGUUCCAAUGACUGAGGAGGACUACAGCUGUACAAUGGCCAACAACUUUGCCCGCUCUUUCCAUCCCAUGUUAAAAUACAUGAAUGGUCCACCCCCGUUAUAAAGUUGUGAGACAGCAGGUGAUCUUGCUGGAGUAGUAGCCAGGAGGCAGUGUGGUUUUAAAAAGUGACAACAUUCAGUAUGGCAGCUUUACAUACCUGCUGUUGCCACCACAGUGUCUGUAUCGUUUUCUACUGGCACUCAGUAACACAUCAGUCCAUCAGUUCCAAACUGCAGAACGUAUUACCUGAGUAGCAUUGUUUCAGUAUUUACAUCCUGGGCACCAAGGAGGAUGUGAUGUGUGUGGGGGUUAAAUGUCCUUCAGUCCAUCAUUCUGGAUCUUUUAGCCACUUAAUACCCAGGUCAUUGCCCUGUACUAUGCAUAGCUGAGAACUGGAUACUGUAGAUCCUUUCCUGUGUGCUGCUCUAUAUGAGCCAUUAGCCUAUCUUCGUUAAUUGCCCUCUCAGCAUCUACAGUAAAUAAAAUAGCCAGUGCUAAAGAACUUUUAGAGCCUUUGUAAACAUACAAUUUUAAAGGAUCUUAUAUGGCAGUGUAUUAUCCCCUGUGAUAUCUGUUUUGGGCAUGGUGUUCUAACCUUUGCUUUGGAUGUACAAGGUGUAAAUCUGUUAAGCACUUUUUUAAGGUUUAAAAAAUGGAUGUAAUAAAUGAGAUCAUAAAAGGUUUUAUGAAGAAAAAUGUUGAAUGCCGAGUUGAAAAACAAAGAACAUAUUUAUGUAUGUACAGUUUGCUAAGCCAAGUUUUGUUUGUAUUGAUUUCUUUGCAUUUAUUAUAGAUAACAUAAAAUAUUUUGUCUACGUGCUUUUUAAGGACAACUGUGAGAGCCUCUAAGUUUAGAAUAUGUAUGGUAUAAAGAAAAAUAGCUGCACUUCUAAAAAUAAUUAAAAAAUGCUAUAACAAA
Tympanuchus pallidicinctus (lesser prairie-chicken) is the source of this 27702-nucleotide messenger RNA. It is a transcript of the gene SYNE1, whose product is annotated as spectrin repeat containing nuclear envelope protein 1. The transcript has 146 exons. Lineage: Eukaryota; Metazoa; Chordata; Aves; Galliformes; Phasianidae. Gene Ontology annotation, cellular component: membrane. The record is from RefSeq and is a predicted model, not a curated record. The coding region runs from base 381 to 26846 and encodes 8821 amino acids. Gene Ontology annotation, molecular function: protein binding.